AUGCAAAGGGAGUUUGCCACACACUUGCAAAGACGCCGACGACGUCGCGUCAUCUCUCUCUCUCUCUCUCUCUCUCUCUCUCUCUCUCUCUUCGGUCGUUUCCGAUUGACGCCACAGCCUCGGGCCACACGUUCCGUUGGCGAGCGUUGUGGAAGGAUCGGCGGACUGCGUCACAUUUCCACCAUGUUUGGACCGUCAUACACAUCCGUGACUCGGCGACCGAGCCGUCAAUGCCAGCCAUCUACGCUGACCUGCUCCUUGCUUGCUUUGGGAGUAUUGGGCCUUUUGAUCAGCGGCUCAGCGGCCCAGGAAGUUUCAUUGCACAUCAACUACUCAGCCGAUCCCGUAUCUAUCCCCAGCAAUAUCAGCUUUGUCAUCGCCCCAAAGGGAUACAACGCGGAACGUUUUCGCAUUAGCCUGUGGCGUUGCUUCGGUCUGGACGCGUCUCGCGACGAUGAGCCCCACGAUGAUCAAUGGGUGAUGAUUUGUCACCGAGGCACCCAAUGCAGCAAUAGUACUUCUCAGUUGCUAACGCCCGGAAAUUGUACCACCCGCAUCGAGGUGCAGGACGACGUCCACCUUUUCGACCCCGUGGUCCGCACGCGCACCUAUUUUGUCCCUGCCCACCUGGACGGCGUGCAGCUUAUACUCGGCAACGCCACCACCUUCAAUGAGCUCUUUGUGCGCGUUGGUCAGCCCGUGGAUGUGCAUGUUACACCACUGCCUACCAUUGACUUGACUGGCGUCGUGAAAUUGCAGCUUCAAUUUGGCGACCAACAAAAUGCCACAGAGUACAACGUUUCUCAGCCCACGCUGGUCGUCUCCCACGUUUUUCAGGAACCUGGUAUUUUCAAUAUCACGUCUCAGGCCACGAACAACGUUAGUGCUGCCAGUGACGCCAAGACCAUCUGCGUGGUGCGACCACCCUCCUACGUCCACCUACGCCAUGACGGCAAUGACUUGACCCCGCACCAGCACAUCAACUUUACUGUGGUGACCGACGGCACCGACGCCAAUUACACGUGGGAUUUUGGAGGGGACGAGGUUUACAUCAGCUAUGAGCCCUUUUACUCAUAUGCCUUUGCAGAUAAAGGCAGCCACAACAUUACGGUCACCGUGGCCGGCCCAUUUGGUGCUGCCCUCAACUCUACCGCCAUCGUCAUCAACCCGGCCGUGUCGACGGAGCAGACCAUAGCCAUCACCAUCCCCAUCACUCUUGCUUGUAUUGGACUGCUGCUCGUUGGCCUCAUUAUUCGCUAUCGACGCAUCAUAUUCGCUCGCCGUGGCGUGGAAAAGGCCGAGUUCAGCUUCCUGCCUUUUGGACAGGAAUCGGAGCAUUCGGCACGUCGGCGGGGAUGGAUGCCCUCACUCUUCACACCCUCGCAGUCCACGCGAACCUAUGGCACGGUGGAGAUGUACGAUGACUUGUAA
Molecule: messenger RNA, 1431 nt
Organism: Monosiga brevicollis MX1
Lineage: Eukaryota; Choanoflagellata; Craspedida; Salpingoecidae
Exons: 5
Coding region: 1-1431 (476 amino acids)
Source: RefSeq, a predicted model, not a curated record